This is a messenger RNA of Trichoplusia ni (cabbage looper), 2924 nucleotides long. RefSeq names its product type 1 phosphatidylinositol 4,5-bisphosphate 4-phosphatase. Gene Ontology annotation, molecular function: phosphatidylinositol-4,5-bisphosphate 4-phosphatase activity. The coding region runs from base 131 to 838 and encodes 235 amino acids. NCBI's taxonomy places the organism in Eukaryota, Metazoa, Arthropoda, Insecta, Lepidoptera, Noctuidae. Gene Ontology annotation, biological process: phosphatidylinositol dephosphorylation. The record is from RefSeq and is a predicted model, not a curated record. Gene Ontology annotation, cellular component: late endosome membrane; lysosomal membrane; phagocytic vesicle membrane. The transcript has 4 exons.
AAAAAAAAGUAAAAAUCAAGUUCUGAAGAUAGCUGUACGAGCUCAUUACAUUUAAUUAUUUGCGUCAAAAACCGUGAUUUAAUUAUUUGGGCAUUUGCAUGAAACAUUAUUAGAUGUUUAUUUCUUCAUAAUGGGGGACGGUCAAAGUGAAAAUAAACCUUUGUUGAGGGAUGAGGAGGUAAAUGUCAGCACAAUAUCCCCUAUUGGACCUGACGAGCUUCCUCCACCCUACCAGCAAGCAGGAAUGCCUAUGGUAACAUGUCGCGUGUGCCAGGCUAUGAUCGACAUAUCUGGGAAGAGGGAACAGCAUGUUGUCAAAUGUUCUGAAUGCAGUGAAGCUACGCCCAUAAGAAAUGCACCCCCUGGGAAGAAGUAUGUGCGAUGCCCUUGCAACUGCUUGUUGAUUUGCAAGUCAUCAUCGCAACGUAUUGCAUGUCCCCGUGCAGACUGCAAAAGGAUCAUUAACUUGGCUCCGUCGCCGGUGACUCCACCAGUACCAACCUUGCCUGGAAUGUGCAGAGUUAUCUGUGCUCAUUGUCAAGACACCUUUCUGUACCAACUGUUAAAAAAUUCUCCAGUGCGGUGUCCUCACUGCCGCAAGGUGUCGUCAGUGGGCGCGCACAUGGCCCGCGUCCGCGGCACGGCGUUCGCAGUGCUUGCAUUGGUGUUCUUCGCUAUCGCUCUGGGCGUGACGCUCGGCACCCUGUCAGCUGCUAAGAGCCAUGGAGGUGGUGUAUACGUCGCAUACGUCGGAGGCUUCCUCCUCGCCUUUAUCUUGGGCGCUCGUGCCGUAUAUUACUUCGCCAUGAAAGUGAGUACCAUCGAGGGCCCAAUGUAAUAGUCGCCAUUACACUCGAUUUGUGAUAAAAUUUGUAUGACUAGAAAAUAUAUUAUAUAGAAAAUUCUCAAUUCCAUAUAUAGCAUUGUUAUAAGAACUUGGUUUAGUACAUAUAUUUAAACCAUCUCAAUAUAGAGCCGAGUUUGUUCUUAUUUGUGAUUAGUUGGCGUUGAUAUUGCGUUAUGUACCUAAGCUAAUAUUCGCAAAAAGAAAGAACUAAAAUCGAAUAAAGUGUAGAUAAAUAAGUUGCACUUACAUGUUACAGCAUAACAAUGUGACUUUGUAUGAACGAUUAUAUCUUUCAGAUACAUAAUUAAAUCACUUAUUUAGUAUCUAUUGAAAAACACUGAGAAUGCGCGUUUUCAAUAUCAAGGAGGAAUCUCUAAUCCUAGAACGUUCAUCUAUUCAGUUCUGUUGGUUAUUAACGAAAACUAAAAUGGUGGUUUAAAAAGUCAUCUAUUUGACUAUUACAAUAACAUUACAAAUUUAUAAUGCCAUGAGAUUAUUCUAAUCUACUUUGUAAUUAGUUCUUUAUGUUAGUUGAUCAAAAUUUAGAAAAGAGUAUUAUAUAAAAAGGUGAAUUUAUUUGCCUCUAUUCUAGUUAUAUUUUUCUUACAGGAAUUUUAACGAUUGAAAUAACAAAUAUCAUGAUUUACAGCUUGUUAUGUUUUCUGUAUUUAUAACUGCACUUAAAAAUUGUAAAUAUUAUGCCCUCUUCAAACAACUUGACAUAACAAUUUAAGAAAUACGAAUUAGUAACCCAUACAGUUAUUUAAAGAGGUGAAAGUUACAAUUAUAUUAUAAUCUAUGUACACAAUUGUAAUCCCGAUUCGUGUUUAAUUAAUUUGUUAGCAUAUAAAACAAGUCAUUGAACAUUACCUACAUAAAUGCAUAAAUUAUAAGUUGGUAGAUAAACAUUAUCAUUUACUUACGUUAUUUACAUUUUUAUUUACGAAAAAAAGUUGAAUGGUCGUAUUUUUUUUCUUACGACCAUAUUUGUGUAUCUCGUAAAUGAAUGCGAAGUUGUUGCCUCACAUUUAGAUUUCUAGACUGACUUCAUUCUUAUAUUAAUUUGAUUUUAUGUUGCUGACAAAUUGUCGUCACUCAUUUACUUCUUAAGCAUUGUACGAAUGAUAUUGAUUGUCGCCUUUUAACUCGCAGUAUGAAUAGUCAUACAUAUUUCACAUGAAGUCUUAAAUAGAUUUAGUGAUGAGUGACGGCAGUAUAGCUUAGCCUUACGUUUACUGCAACAUUCCUGAUGUUGAUAGUACAUGGCUAACAUGGCAUGUGAUCUAAAUAUUAAUAAAACAAAUUAUAGUGUACUCGAAAACGACUUUUCUGAUUUAUGUUGAAGACUUAACUGCAAGUACACACAUCUGAUGUAAAGCUUAUUAGUAAACACAAAUAACAGCCCUAUGAAAAUUUAUUAAUUGAAUAUUGUAAUAUGUCUAAUCAUAUCCUAUAGAUUGAUGUGGAAAGUUAAGAUUUUUUCACUGAUUGUCCUAUGGUACCUACAUCUACAUAAGCAAAGUUGCAUAAGGAUUUGGCGAUGUCCAACAUCUAGUAAACUUUAUUUGCUUUUAUUUAUAGAAAUUCGACAAAGCUGUUAGCUAUUUAUUCUAAACAGAUCUCUUAAACAGAUGAGAAAUGUAAUUAGAUUUAUAAUUUUCAAUAAUUUCCUCCAUUUAUGUAGGGAUGUGUAUCAAAAGUGUUGUAUGUUGACAUUUAUCAGAAAAGUUGAGUUAUCGAUGACUGUAUUACGACGUGCACAAGUAUCUGUACCUAUUCUCAAAUCUCUUGCAUUCUCUUUGUUGUUAAUUUUUAUUUAAAUAAAUAUAUUAAUAUAUCGGAUGGUAGUAUGGGCUAGCAGACAAUGUUUGUGUUAUUAUAAUUAUCUUAUAUAGUUUUAACUAUAAUAAUCAAACAUAAUGUGAAUUAAGUCUUAGGUUAUUUGCUUGCAGUGAAUAAAAUUAAUUGUAUCACCAUAUAUUAAUACCAUGUAUAAUUGUUUAUUAAUUAUUUCAUGAAAUGUUAGUGCUUUACACAUGUAUUUGUAGUUAUAAGUCAAAUAAACUGUACCAAUCGA